Tauraco erythrolophus (red-crested turaco) is the source of this 1524-nucleotide messenger RNA. RefSeq names its product cytochrome P450 4A10. Gene Ontology annotation, molecular function: monooxygenase activity; heme binding; oxidoreductase activity, acting on paired donors, with incorporation or reduction of molecular oxygen. The record is from RefSeq and is a predicted model, not a curated record. Lineage: Eukaryota; Metazoa; Chordata; Aves; Musophagiformes; Musophagidae.
AUGGCGUCUCUGCUGGACAACAUAGCCAGACCUUCUUUUGUUGUUUUGCAGCUGUCUGUGGUGCUUGGUGUCAUCUUCGUGCUGCUGAAGGUGGUCCGGUUCUACCAGCAGAGGAAGAAACUCAUCAAAAUCCUGGAGGCAUUUCCUGGUCCCCCGAAACACUGGCUCUAUGGCCACAAUCACCUGAUAACUACUGAUAAAGUGCUAACUCAGAUGGUGUCAUGGGCAGAAGAAUACCCCUAUGCCUUUCCCAGAUGGUUUGGACCAAUCCUGCCUUCUCUAAUCAUCCACCAUCCUGAAUAUGUCAAAACUAUACUUGGCCAAACACACGACAAGGCUGACGCACUCUACAAACUCUUAGUUCCCUGGAUCGGGCAGGGGCUGUUGGUUUUGAAUGGAACCAAAUGGUUCCAGCAUCGGAAGCUGCUCACCCCAGCCUUUCAUUACGAUGUGCUGAAAUCUUAUGUGGCCCUGAUGUCAGACUCAGUCAAAGUGAUGCUGGAUAAAUGGGAAAAGAACACAGAAAGAAAGUCAGUGGAGCUCUUUCAACACGUCAGCUUGAUGGCACUAGACAGCAUCAUGAAAUGUGCCUUCAGUUGUAAUAGCAACUGUCAAGUUCAGAGCAACUCAGACUAUUAUAUCAAAGCUGUUUAUGACCUGAGCUACCUCCUGAGCGAGAGAGUCCAGAAUUUGUCUUACCAGGACAUCUUCUACAACUUGACUCGCAAAGGCCAUGAGUUUCAGGAUGCCUGCAAGCUGGCCCAUGCCCACACAGAUAAGAUAAUAAAAGAAAGAAAGACGUUGCUCUCCAGUGAGAAUGAACUCGACAAGAUCCGGAAGAAAAGACACCUCGAUUUUCUGGACAUUCUUCUUUGUGCCAAGGAUGCAAACGGAGUUGGGCUAUCUGAUGAGGACCUGCGUGCUGAGGUGGACACAUUCAUGUUUGAGGGUCAUGACACCACCGCCAGUGGUAUCUCCUGGCUCUUUUACUGCCUGUCAUUAUAUCCAGAAUACCAGCAACGGUGCCGGGAAGAGAUCCAGGAGAUCUUGGGAGACCGAGAUACCAUUGAGUGGGAGGACCUUGGGAAGAUGACUUACACCACAAUGUGCAUCAAAGAGAGCUUGCGCCUGUUCCCACCGGUUCCUUUCGUGUCCCGAUGCCUCUCUAAACCUGUCACAUUUUGUGAUGGACGCAGCUUACCAGCAGGCUGCCAGAUUGGAUUGAGCAUAUUUGCUCUUCAUAGGAACCGGGACGUAUGGGAGGACCCUGAGAUAUAUGAUCCACAGAGGUUUUCUCCAGAGAACUCAGCACAGAGGCACUCCCACGCUUUCCUGCCUUUCUCCGCUGGAUCCAGGAACUGCAUUGGGCAGCAGUUUGCCAUGAUUGAGAUGAAGGUGGCACUGGCCUUGACUCUGCUCCACUUCGAGCUCCGCCCCGACCCAUCCAGGCCUCCCAUACUGUUACCACAGCUCGUCCUCAGAUCCAGCAAUGGGAUCCACCUGCAUUUGAAGAAGCUUCGCUGA